AUGAAGUUCCUUCCCGAUGUUGCGAUGUUCAGCGAGAUCCGCCAGAUGAAUAUUCGUCAGCUCUUUUACCAAUGCCUCAACUUUGCGAUGGUCGUCUCAUCGGCAUUGAUGAUCUGGAAGGGAAUGAUGGUAAUCACUGGAUCCGAUUCUCCAGUAGUUGUCGUUCUCUCCGGCUCAAUGGAGCCAGCAUUCUACCGUGGAGAUCUGCUUCUGUUGACCAAUGAUCUUGAGGAUCCAGUACGCGUCGGUGAUAUCACAGUUUUCAAGGUUGAAGGACGCGAAAUUCCAAUUGUGCACAGAGUUAUCAAGGUCCACGAGAAGUCAGCUGACAACACAAAGAUUCUAACAAAAGGAGACAAUAAUCAAGUCGAUGAUCGUGGCCUCUAUGCUCCUGGACAACUUUGGCUCAGCCGUACAGACGUCGUUGGCCGAACAAAGGGACUUCUUCCAUAUGUUGGAAUGGUGACAAUCAUUAUGAACGACUAUCCAAAGCUCAAAUACGCCGUACUCGCCUUCCUCGGUCUCUUCGUCCUGUUGCAUAAGGAAAACUAAUAUAUCAUUUUGCUUUUAAAUACCGGGAAUAUUAUCUCUAAUUUAUUUGUUUUCCGCACCUGUGACACUAGUCCAAUGAUUUAUUUAAAACUAUUUAUUUCUUCUUAAGCAUUUCUAUUUAACGCUUAUGAAUGAAAAAUUGGGUAUUUAA
This is a messenger RNA of Caenorhabditis elegans, 703 nucleotides long. It is a transcript of the gene sec-11, whose product is annotated as Signal peptidase complex catalytic subunit SEC11. NCBI's taxonomy places the organism in Eukaryota, Metazoa, Nematoda, Chromadorea, Rhabditida, Rhabditidae. Bases 1 to 552 code for a protein of 183 amino acids. The transcript is spliced from 3 exons. Gene Ontology annotation, biological process: protein maturation. The record is from RefSeq and is marked reviewed. Gene Ontology annotation, cellular component: signal peptidase complex; membrane; endoplasmic reticulum membrane. Gene Ontology annotation, molecular function: serine-type endopeptidase activity; signal peptidase activity; peptidase activity.